Striga hermonthica is the source of this 1304-nucleotide messenger RNA. The record is from the annotation of a GenBank genome assembly. Lineage: Eukaryota; Viridiplantae; Streptophyta; Magnoliopsida; Lamiales; Orobanchaceae.
CGUCAGACUACCGCUCCAAGUGUUUGGUUUCCCUCUGUUUCGGGCACACGCGCCGUCAGGAGGGCGUAUGGAGGACGAGACGCCUAUUACCCCACCCGGAGUCAAAUCUCAGUUCUCACCCAAGGGGAAGCCAGUCACGUGAAGGACACGAGCGGAGAAGCGAAUGGUCACGCAUCGACCAAAACAUCUAUGAGAUUGGGGAGGCAGCCUGGGCGACUUGAUCAGGAGACAAGGCCACCACCCCAAAUCGAGGAGCAAACACUGACCAUGACGAGAAGCGAGAUGCAGAGGAUGAUUGCCGAAGCUGUAGCAACCCAAAUCAAACAGACACGAGUCGAGCAGCCUAGGAAAGAAGGGGAAACAUUGAGGGAUUAUGUGGCAAGGUACACACGGGCGUGCGUCAAUGUCCCCUCGGCCAAUGAGGAAAUUAAGUCGGGAGGACUCACUCGAGGACUACACCCGGGAUUAUGCAGAAACUCCUUAGCAAAACGACCCGGGAGGAUGUUCGAUGAGGUGUUGGGAAGGUGCGCCAAGUACAUGAAUGUCGAGGAAGCUGAAGCUGACUUUUUGCAAGCAACUAAAGCAAAAGCUGAGUCUCGGGACGAGAAGAAGGAUAAGAAACCUGGGCGGUCAAGGGGAUGGAGGACAACUCAAUAUACCCCCCUGCCAGCCUCGAAUGCAAGGAUAUUGGAGGUAAUGGAGAAAGAAAUUCGCGAAAAUGUUGUCAUGUGGCCACGAACGAGGAAGGAUGGACUGAAAAAGCCCAAAAGCGAUCUGUAUUGUCGAUUCCACAAGGACUACGGGCAUAAUACUGACGAAUGUCGGCACCUGAAGAAUGAGAUCGAGAGACUAAUCAAAGCAGGCCAUCUAAAAGAGUUCGUUUACAAAGAUCGAGAUCGAACCAGUCGGCGAAGGGAGAGGAGCAAGAGUCCCCGCAAGAGAGCGAGGACACCCGACAAGGAGGAGCUCCUUCAGAAAAGAGGAAUAAUUCACAUGAUAUUCGAAGGGCCAACUGAUGGAGAUUCAAAUCGGGCCAGAAAAGCAUAUGCUCGAGGACACCACGGGAAAAUUGAAGUGCAACAGGUCGAGGAAAACGGUCCAGUGAUGAAUUUUGGGCCAGCAGACAUGGGAGAAGUCGAGAGACCUCACAAGGAUGACCUAAUGAUCACAACUCAGAUAUCAAGCUAUGAAGUGCAGAGGAUCUUUGUAGACACGGGAAGUUCGGUGAAUGUGAUCUUUUACCAUUGUCUCAAAUGGAUGGAACUCGACAUCGAGCUUGCACCCCUGCACACCUCCCUUUUUGG